AUGGCGAUAUUUGAUGCGCCCGCUCGAGACCUUCAGAAGGAGAGCCCUUCGCAUCCUGUAGACAUCCAGUCUGCCCGCGCGGCCAACGCUGUCAUACCCAUCCUUCAUCUUCCCGCCGAACUUCUUGGGAAGAUAUCUCUCCUCGCGGUCCUGGAAUACAUACGCGAAGACAACCGAUACGCGGACCCCACCGCACUUACCCUGGCCUCCGUAUGCUAUCGUUGGCGCGCAGUGGCUCUCGCUCAACCUGAGCUUUGGGCACAAGUCCCCCUGCACGCGAUGUUACAUCGCACCCGGCUUUUCCUGACGCGCUCGCGCUCUGCGCCUCUCACACUCCAUAUGUUUGAGCUGGACACACACGGACGUUCGUGCGUGAAGGAGUGGUAUCAGGGUCUGGCAGCUUUGCUGCGCGAGCCCUCCGUAUCAACUCGCAUACAAAAGCUUCGCUUCAAAAACCAGCGGUGCUCCGGUCACGGCCGCCGAUACGCAUCGGGAAACGCUGAGUGCGUCGUGAUCAGCAGACAAUUUCUGCCUCUGCUCGAGGACGUCGACUUCCCGUCCUUGCGUCACGCAAUACUUGAAGAGUCCGAGUCGCUCUAUGAAGGAGUAGACGACGGAAAGGAUCUCGAUCCCGCCUUUUUCAAUCAUUGUUCGGGAUUGCGUACUAUGCGACUGCUUUUCUGUCGUCUACGCGAUCCCCGAGCAUACUCCGCGUUAUCAGCUCUUAGACGUCUAGAGAUUCUCGGCCAGAGCCGGUCGGUUCACUACGAGGAUAUGUUGGCGAUAUUGAAGAUGGUACCUCAGCUGGGUGCACUCGUAACAGACUGCGAGUUCCACGACGACAACGGCCCCUCUGACCUGUCCGUUCUUGAACCAGACAGAACUUACUUCCUACCAUCCGACGAGAUCGUGUCCCUACCAAACCUGCACGAGAUCCACGUUAACUCGGCAGUGAACAUCGUCACGGCUUUCCUCUCCAGAUUGUCCUACUCCUCGGACGCGGGCGUCUACCUUGUGACUCAUCUUGAUGACUUUGACGAUAGGCUUGGGGAGGGGUAUAGGGCUAUUAUACGAUACUUACUCCCUCUGGACUACACCCGGCAAAACUCUCUGCCCAAUUUCGGCCUAUCUCUGGGCUACGAUAGCGUGGUCAUAUCCAGCCUUAUGGAAGAACUGUCCGAGCCCUGCGGGCAUGUUGAGAACACGAAUGACUUCAACGUCCGGAGGAAGGCGAGGAUGGAGUUCGUGCAGCAGCGGAAACACUGGGAGGACACAGAACCUGGCGUUGCAUCCCGUACCUUGUCGCCGAGCACGCGCCGGCAUGACUAUCGCAUGCAUCCUCCUCGUCAUUUCACGUUGAAUAUGACAGUGCGUUGGUCAAGGAAACCAUUCAUCCAUGAUAUCCUCGGCGACGAAAUUCCAACAGUUUCCGACCUGAAACUAGCGGUGCUUAGUAGUGGUGGCGAAUUCACCUUUGACGAUGAGGUUUAUGACGACGAUGACGACGAUGACGACGAUGACGACGACGACGACGACGACGACGACGACGACGCCUGGACCGAUGAUGAUGACGACGGCGACUGGGAUUAUGAUCCCAGAUAUCACAUUGCUGAAACCGCGAAGCCGAACUCGAACUCGAAGAAGACGAGAGAGCAGAGGACGAUAUGGGGCGGUAUUGGAGAAACACUACUUCCGGAGUCUUGGGGGCCUGUUGAGUAUCUGCAGAUCGAAAUAUCCGCGAUACCUGAUUUUGUGAAGGCGCUCUUAGCCAUGCCAGACGAUCCAUCAAGCGUGUUGCCGAUCAUACGCGACUCGCGAGCUUUGGACAUUCGCGGCGUGCGUCAUCUCAUAUCACCCCAUACAGAGCUCUUGGAAGGUCUUCGUCGACGUACGGAGGUGCUUGGUCGGUUGGAUCAUCUAUGUAUGGAAGACGAGGAUGUGUGGCGCGGGGAAUCGGAUCUUUCACGGGUAUUCGAAUUUCAUGUCGAAGACCUUGAGGCUUUUGUUCAGCCGGGUGGCCUGCGCAUUCGGACGCUAUAUGAUGCUCUGGUUGAACAAGAACUGGACUGGGAAGCGAGCUUUUAUUAUCCGAAGCCGCAGACAUCAGGCUGGAAAAAGUGGUGA
Messenger RNA from Peniophora sp. CBMAI 1063, 2124 nucleotides. Lineage: Eukaryota; Fungi; Basidiomycota; Agaricomycetes; Russulales; Peniophoraceae. The record is from the annotation of a GenBank genome assembly.